Molecule: messenger RNA, 1164 nt
Organism: Diaporthe citri
Lineage: Eukaryota; Fungi; Ascomycota; Sordariomycetes; Diaporthales; Diaporthaceae
Exons: 1
Coding region: 1-1164 (387 amino acids)
Source: RefSeq, a predicted model, not a curated record
AUGUCAAUUAAUCCAAGCACACUUGCGCCGCGGCGGCCACUCCUCUGGGGCCUGGCCGCCGCCGCUCUCCUCCCCCUCUCAGCCUCCGCCCAGGGCGCCGCGGGACCCAUCUCCUCGUGCCUCAACCAGAACGACCCGAGCCUGCCCCUCCAAUCCCGCACCAUCUUCCAGUUCGGGGCGGGAAACGACAAGACGUUCCUCGAGAAUAUCGCCACCCGCGCCAACGGGGACCUCCUCGUCACAAUGGCCGUCCCGCAGGCCAACGUCUUCGCCAUCCAGAACCCGAUGACCUCGUGCCCGACCAUGGUGCCGGUGUUCCAGGUGCCCGGUAGCAACGGGACCCACGGCAUCACGGAGAUCGCGAACCGGCCGGACGUCUUCGCCGUCGUGGCCGGCAACAUCAGCCUCAGCGGCAACCCGGCCAACGGCGUGCUGGGCAGCAACUCGCUGUGGGAGCUGGACCUGCGCACGAGCGGGUCCCCCGCGCAGCCGGGCCCCAAGACGGGCGUCGCCCCGGACCCGAGCUGCCCGGCCGCGCUGCCCCUCGAGGUCGCCGCCCGCAAGAUCGCCGACAUGCCCAUGGCGCCCCGCCUCAACGGCCUGGCCGCCGUGCCCGGGACCUCGGCCGUGCUCGUGGGCGACAGCCAGCUCGGGGUCGCCUUCCGCGUGGACACGGCCUCGGGCGCCGUGACGACCGCGCUCGACCUGCCCGAGAUGAAGCCCGUCCCCGGGGCCGGCAGCGCCGACGACGCGCUCGGGCUCAACGGGAUGAAGGUCCGCGGCGGCGCGCUGUACUUCACCACCGCGGCGUCGCGCACCGUCUACCGGAUCGCCAUCAUGCCCGACGGCAGCGGGCCGAUGCCGGGCGCGGCCGUCGAGACCAUCGCCGCCGUCCCCACCGCCAGCUGGAUGGACGACAUCGACGUCCGCGACGACGGGUCCCUGUGGGUCACGACCAACACCGGGAACACGCUGCUGGCGCUGCAGCCCUCCGCCGCGGCGAACGGGACGGUGGCCGGCGCGGCCCGGGCGCAGUUCAACGCCCCCGGUUGUGGCGCUGGGUGCGGCGACCGCGCCCACGGUGGCGGGCGCGGCGUCUGUGGCCUUUGGCCGUGGGAGCGUGAGCAGGAACACGGCUUUUGUCGUGACUGGGUCGGGGAGUGA